Molecule: messenger RNA, 1325 nt
Organism: Galendromus occidentalis (western predatory mite)
Lineage: Eukaryota; Metazoa; Arthropoda; Arachnida; Mesostigmata; Phytoseiidae
Product: 17-beta-hydroxysteroid dehydrogenase type 6
Exons: 7
Coding region: 58-1197 (379 amino acids)
Biological process (GO): steroid metabolic process
Cellular component (GO): intracellular membrane-bounded organelle
Molecular function (GO): oxidoreductase activity
Source: RefSeq, a predicted model, not a curated record
CAGGAGCGCGGUGACCGAGAAGGAUAUCCGACGCUGACAUUCGUCAAUUGUGGAAUAAUGGUUCUGGAUUCGUGGUACCGUCCCUCCGGCAUCAGCUCCGGCUGGCUGAACCUGAAUCAUAUGCUCCUCCUAUCCUUCGUAAUUUUCAAACUCAUCCACUUGUCCCGAAAUUGGCUCCCGAUUUGGGACGUCUCAUCGUACGCAUUCGUGCUUGCGUUCUCCUGCUGGUUCGGUUUCGUCACCUAUCGAUGGCUCAAGAGGCACCCUCUUGCUUCCACCAUCGCUAGCUACAAAAAAGCUGUUCUGAUAUCAGGAUGCGACAGUGACCUCGGAAACAUCUUGGCCCGCAGAUUAGCCCACAGAGGAUUCCGAGUCCUCGCGGGUUGUUCCGAUCCUGAGUCUCCACAAGCAAUGAAGCUGCAGUCGAUUUCGAGGGUCGAUGUUUUAAGCCUAGAUGUCACGAAUCAGAACAGUCUCGACGAUACUUUCCGACUCGUUGAGAUGAAGCUCGAGGAAUCUGAGAACGAUCUCUGGGCUGUUGUCGCCCUCGAAAACCUGAUGGAAAUCGGAGAAAUGGAGUGGCUUCCUGUGGACAAAAUGCAACGGAUGUUGAAUGUUAACGUGAUGGGAUCGGUGCGAAUGGUGAAAACCUUCCUGCGACUCUUGAGGAAGAGCAGAGGGCGAGUGGUUAUAUCCUCCAGUGCUUUCGGAGAUGCGCCCUUCCCCGGGCUAGUGGGCUAUUCCGUGAGUCAAGCCGCUGUGUCGAGUUUGGGCCGAGGAUUGAAAAGGGAGUUAGCACAGUGGGACAUUGACGUUUCGGUCGUCCAGCCUUCUCUCUACGAUACUGGCUUGUCACGCAUCGCAGAGAGGAAGACUUCUUUCAUGAGAGAGGACCUACUUGAACUCCCUGAACAGCUACGCGGGGAUUAUGGUCAUGAUUAUUUCAUCGGCUUUUGGAACGCGAUGAACCGAUUCGUUACGGACAAUGCUAAUCCACGCUGCGAAGAGGCAGUCUCAGAACUUGUGCGAGCAAUUACCACCGUAUGGCCCGAAACCCUUUACAGAGCUGGCAGCUGGCGGCAGGUGCUCUUCCACAACUUACUCGACUACCUACCCUUGGAACUUGCAGAUUUUAGCAUGGAGUUGCUGAUCAAAAAUCAGAUCGAACCCGAAGCGGUCGUGGCACCCGCCAAUUGACCAGUGAAUUCGAGGAUUUGGUCGCGCGAGGUAAGUCGCGUCAAUCUUAUCCGAUUCGAUGAUUGUAGCGCUGAGAAUGCUUCGGAACGUAUCCUCCCAGUUCUCCCCGGGCCAGCUGUCAGGGGAGC